Girardinichthys multiradiatus is the source of this 2509-nucleotide messenger RNA. It is a transcript of the gene ptx3a, whose product is annotated as pentraxin 3, long a. Bases 177 to 1538 code for a protein of 453 amino acids. The transcript has 4 exons. Lineage: Eukaryota; Metazoa; Chordata; Actinopteri; Cyprinodontiformes; Goodeidae. The record is from RefSeq and is a predicted model, not a curated record. Gene Ontology annotation, biological process: innate immune response. Gene Ontology annotation, molecular function: complement component C1q complex binding.
GGUCAGUAGAAACGUGAGAGAGGCAGCAGAGGAACCCUAAACAAAGACACACAGAAAGAUCACUCUGACACACACAUCAACACACACUUAUAAAGACAAAGAAGACGGGAAAGGACCUGAAGCUGAACAGACAAACGUGUUCACAUCUCUCAUUCACUCUCUCAGGCGGUAGCAGCAUGUUUUGGUGGAGAAUCCCUGAGGCAGCAUUUCUGCUGUCUGUGUGCGCGUGUGUCGCUCUACCCUACGAGGAUGACACGGAAAUCAACUUCGCUGACAACUACUUUAAUGAAAUCUCAGAUGGAGAAACACCAACACCAGCCACACCAAGUUCUGAUCCCUGCACCUCUGCAGACCUGACAAAAUGGGACAAAAUGUUCACCAUGCUGGAGAACAGCCAGAUGAGGGAGAACAUGCUGCUUCAGCAUGCUGAAGAACUCGUUAAGGUGGAGAUGCGCAGUGAAUUGCUAAGGUUUAUAGCCGAGUAUGGAGGGUCCUGUGGGGCUGCAGUGGAGACAGCAGGAAGACGGAUGAUAUUACAACUGGAGGGCCGUCUACAACAGACUCUGGAGCUCUUCAAACUUGGUGAUCUGACCUCUGCCGUUGGAAACACUGUUGGGAAUUCCAACCACCUGGAGGCCCAGAUACAGCAACUUCUCUCCGCGGCACGUACGCAAACAUCCAGACUCGCCAAGCUGGAGAGCAGCUGCCUCAGCAGCAGCAUUGCGGGGGCUGGCUUUGGGUUGAAUGGCAAAAAUGGAAUCCAGCUCCAAGACGUGACACCACGAGAGGCUGCUUUGGAUCGGGUGCUAGCUGCUCUGCAAGCGGUAAAGGCUGACCUGGAGGAAGAGCUGAAGUCAUCAAGGCAAAGACAACUACCUGCAGGUUGUGAGAUGGCUCUCUUGUUCCCUAUGCGCUCCCGUCGGAUUUACACUGCAAUCAUUCCAGAUGUCCCUCUGUCCCUGUCUGCCUUUACUAUCUGCAUGUGGGUGAAGCCGACUUCGGUCUUCAACAAAACUGUGCUGUUCUCCUAUGGACACCGUCAAAACCCGUUUGAGAUCCAGCUGCUGUUUGCCCAGACCUCUGCCCUGUUCACUGUUGGAGAGAAAGCUAAUCUGGUGGAGGCAAGGAGCGUGGUAAGCCAGGGACGGUGGAUUCACUUGUGCGGAGCCUGGUCCUCCAGGGAAGGCCAGUCAACCCUGUGGGUGGGCGGGAAGAAGGUAGCAUCCAGCCUCAGGAUGGCCAAGGGACACAUCCUGCCCGAGGGAGGCUCACUCCAGCUGGGGCAAGAAAAAAACGGAUGCAGCCCUCUGUCUCCAACCAGCGGAAGUGGUGUGGCCGGGUUUGAGGGAGGUUUCGAUCCAAAGCUGGCAUUUGUUGGGAAGAUGACAGGGGUGAACAUGUGGGAUGCAGUGCUGUCAGAGGAAGAAAUUUCCCAGCUGGCUGAUCAGCGAGGCCAGGGUUGCCAGCAGAGGGGGAACAUGGUGACCUGGGGGGUUACCGAGAUGGUGCCACAUGGGGGAGCUCAGUUUAUCUACUGAUCGUUUUUAUUGGUUAUAAAUAUCCACUUUAAAAAAGGUCAGGCUAAAACUGAGGAUCACCUUCAUUCACUAUUUAAACAUGUCCUUAUAACAAAGACUGGCAUUUUCUGCACCAUCUUUACUGAUAUCAUAAAUCUUAGGAAAAAAACACCAAUGCUGUGAGACUGAACUAGAAAGACAAAGAGUUGCUGACUCAGUUUGCUGCCUGAGCAAACAGAAUAAUGACCACACAGCCGAGCAGAAACAUGAGGUCUAGCACAAGAGAAUAUCCUGUGAUUGUAAGCAAAUAACAGUUUCCCUUUUUACUUCUGAUGAUUUCACAGAAAUGGCAAGUGCAGUUAACCAGACAAACGAUACAAAUUGUGCUUCCUUGUGUACUUUAACAGGAACCACAAGCAUAGGGGAAAAUGUUGCCAUAUUUUCACUUCAGCCUGAAAGGUACAAUAACGUAAUACUUUUAAAUCAAAUUCACUUUUAGAACCACAUAUAUAUAUGCAACACUCUUGAUAAAAAAACUGCUGUACUUGCCUUUUUAGCUCUGAACAACUAGAAUGUAGAGCUACUUGUAAUAUUUUGUUAUAAUGUUAUGAAUCUGUGAAACACCUAAAAACACACAAAUAUUUUUUUAUGAUACAAAUACUAUAGUCAUUAAAGUGUUUACAUUGAUGUGCUAUAAAUAAUUCAUUUUCGGGGCAUGCUUUUCUUACUUGUGCUUAAUGAUUGGAGGAUUAUUUGUGUUUUUGGAAUGAAUAAAGUAAAAAUUUUAUUUUGAACAUGUUUAUGAACAGUGGGGACAAUGUUUACACGGUCUAAUGUUGCUUGCAUGUUUAAACUUGCAUAACUAUGUUGCUUGUAUUAUACUUUUUUGUUCAUGUCAAAAGAUAAAAACAGAAUGUAUUUUGUAAAUAAAUAUUUUUGCAUAACAUGAGUGAAUAAAUGGAAAGUAAGGUAUGAAUAAACAUUUAAAGUAA